AUGGUUGACGACGAAGCGUUUGAUGUCAUCAAAAAGAUGAGAUUGAGCGCUGCUGAUCCGGACCAUCUAGUCGCCAAGGAAGAGUUCUAUCAGACCAAGGAGCAGUGGCAGCUCGAUUCUACGAAGCUGAAUGCGCUUAGACAAAGCAUAUGGAUUGCUGCAUGGAAGAAGAAAAGUUACCGGAAGCGCAUGGUCAUUGGAUUUCUGACUCAAUGGCAAGUAGAUUCCGGCUCUCUCCAAACACUUUCUGACCGGCUGUGA
Molecule: messenger RNA, 261 nt
Organism: Didymosphaeria variabile
Lineage: Eukaryota; Fungi; Ascomycota; Dothideomycetes; Pleosporales; Didymosphaeriaceae
Exons: 2
Coding region: 1-261 (86 amino acids)
Source: RefSeq, a predicted model, not a curated record